CAAAGACAACCAGGCGCUGUGGGUGCGUCAUCAAACAGUGACCGGUGGGGAAGGAGCGGGCAGAAAUCUGUGAAGGAAGUGACGUCAAACGAGCGCCACGGAGAAUGCGUGAGGUGAAGCAGUGAAGGCCAUGGGCCCUCGGCGCCUCCUGUUGGUUGGGGAGGGGAAUUUCUCCUUCGCCGCCGCUCUAAGCGAGACCCUGGAUUCUAGCGUUUGUCUCACUGCCACCUGCCUUCAGCACCCGGCGGAGUUGGCCCGGGAUCCGGUGGCCCGGGAGAAUCUGCAGCGCUUGCGCGAGCGAGGUACCGAGAUACGUUUCUGUGUAGACUGCACCCAAUUGGCAAAUGCUUUUGAACCACAAGACAGAGAGUUUGAUCGAAUUUAUUUUAACUUUCCGCACUGUGGACGCAAAGCUGGAGUAGCUAAGAACAGGAAGCUACUUGCCAAGUUUUUCCAGAGCUGUGUAGAUGUUCUUGCAGAGGAAGGAGAAGUGCAUGUGGCAUUGUGUAGAGGACAAGGUGGAACUUCUGCUGAUAAGCCCCAGAGAGAAUGGCACAACAGUUGGCAAGUGGUUGCCAUGGCUGCUCUUGGGGGCCUCAUUUUAAGUGAUGUGCUUCCCUUCAGGUGUGAGGCUGUGCCAGGAUACAAAUGCACUGGAUAUAGGAGUCAAGAUAAGUCCUUUCACAUAGAAGGUGCUUUGAAUCAUAUCUUUACCCGGAGCCUACCUUUUGAAGGUUCUCAGCCCAGAGUCUUCAGUAUAAAACUGGGAGACCAGUGGUUUUCCUUUUCAGAACCAAAAGCACUUGCAGGAAAGUUGAACAGGGGUUUCCUGGAAGCAUCUUCUUGUCAUCCUAUCAAAAUCAUAAAUGAGAAACUCAUUGUUGAAUUGGGCAAAAUUUUCCCUCUUAAAAGGCUGAAGUGUUCCUUCCCUUUGCUGCCACUGGAAGGUACCAGUGUUCUCCCUUCCUGGAAUUGUGACAGUAUGUCUUCCUUUUGGAUCAAUCUCCAUGAAGAUAACUCAGAUUCUGAGUUCCUAAAUGGUGAAAUAACAAAAGAAAUGGAGGACUUUCUUGUGUCAUUUUCACAAUUUAGCAUUUACAAGAGUCCUAGAAGAGAUGGCAAAGAAGUUCAUGAAGGAAUCUCUGGACAAGCCAAAGUCUGGCUUAGAUCUUCUCUUCUAGUUCAUGUUCAGGCCAUUAUCCAAGCACCAGACUUCCUCCCGGGUUCUUUGUAUAUCCUCAGUGGACCUGUUUUUCGGAAAUGUCACAUUUUGCCUUUCACGAUGCCGGCGUUUCAUGAGACUUUAUUAAUCCUUGGGUUUAAUCAAAGUCUGAAGGAUGGCUGUCUUCCGUCACUGCUGAAUCACCUGACAGGAAUUCUAGAUAGCUUCCUGACCCAGACAUUGCCAGAGGGAUCAAUGCUGAGCAGUUCAGUGGAAUUUGUCCCUCAACUGAAUGCAAACAAUUAUAUGAUUCACGUGAAGUCUCAUAAUUUUGGUCCAGAUUGUGCCAAGGAUCUGAUCAUUGGAUCUGUCACCUCAUCUGCUGCAAACAUAACACAUAAAGACCAGUAUUUUGUGUUUGUGUCUAUAAACUUGGACUUAUUAGCCAUGCUUACUUGGGGUAUCGCUGAUUGGAGAAUGUUGUGGACCUUUGAUAACCGUUUCAUGAAAAAGUUUGUUCCUGGAGAAAUAGAACCCUUUAAGAGUUAUUCCCUGUAUCCUCCAUGUUAUGUACAUGAUAUUAGUUUUUGGUUAAAUGAGGAGAAAGGAUUUGAUGAACUAGAGUUUCACACUGUGGCUCGAGCAGUGUCCCAGGACACUAUUAUAUCCAUACAAUUCCUUGGUCGUUUUCAUCAUCCAAAGACUGAGCAGGUCAGUCUCUGCUAUAGAUUGACCUACCAGACCUGUGAUAAAGCCCUCACCCAGCAGCAGGUAGCAUCAAUGCAGUCCCAAUUUAGGAAGGAGAUUCAACAACAGCUACAUGUUAUACCUCGAUAGUUUAGUAAAUUCAUUUUUAUAGUAUGAUCCUUUGUUGGUGUGGUUAAAAAACAACAACUUGGACAAGGGAUGUAGCUCAGUGGUAGAGUGCUUUCCUGGCAUGCCCAAGGCAUUGAGUUUAUUCCCCAAUACUGUAAGGGGGGAAAAAAAUAAAAAGAACAACUUAUAACUAGUUGUCUUUUCUGGACUGUGUUUUAUAUUGUAAUAUCAUGUUCUUUGUGACUCUAUCAUUGUUGGUUGACCUUAAAGAUAAUCUGUGACUCAUCAUUUAAAUUUUUAGACUGUAAUAUGAUCAGUGACCCUUGGAAUUGUGUGUUAUUUUUGUCUGGAGUAAUGAAUAAGACAACAAAUAAAACAGUAUUUUGUACUUCAGAUGCUCUAUUGCUGAAGAGGCAGUAGAAUUUGGAUGUCUUAUCAAAUAUAUUCAUAAAUAUA
Messenger RNA from Marmota monax (woodchuck), 2434 nucleotides. It is a transcript of the gene Fdxacb1, whose product is annotated as ferredoxin-fold anticodon binding domain containing 1. The transcript has 5 exons. NCBI's taxonomy places the organism in Eukaryota, Metazoa, Chordata, Mammalia, Rodentia, Sciuridae. Gene Ontology annotation, biological process: rRNA base methylation. Gene Ontology annotation, cellular component: cytoplasm. Gene Ontology annotation, molecular function: rRNA (uridine-N3-)-methyltransferase activity. Bases 131 to 1999 code for a protein of 622 amino acids. The record is from RefSeq and is a predicted model, not a curated record.